AUUAGGGUUUCAAAUGGAAGGAAAAGUGAGAAGGAUUAAGCUCGGAUCACAAGGUAUGGAAGUAUCAGCCAUCGGAUUAGGAUGUAUGGGGAUGUCCACCGCCUACGGACCUCCCAAACCGGAGGAAGACAUGAUCGAACUCAUCCAUCACGCCGUCAACUCCGGUGUCACUCAUCUCGAUUCCUCCGACUUCUACGGUCCUCACACCAACGAAAUCCUUAUCGGCAAGGCAUUGAAGGGAUUGGAAAGAGGGAAGGUGCAAGUGGCAACGAAAUUUGGGAUCAAAUCGUUGGAGGGAGAGGGCGAAAUCUGUGGUGAUCCUGAGUAUGUUAGGGCUUGUUGUGAAGCGAGUUUGAAACGCCUUGAUGUUGAUUACAUCGAUCUGUAUUACGUCCAUCGCAUCGACACUCGUGUUCCAAUCGAGAUCACGAUGACAGAACUUAAGAAACUGGUUGAGGAGGGUAAGAUCAAAUAUAUAGGUCUUUCUGAGGCCUCACCUUCGACUAUUAGAAGAGCGCAUGCUGUUCAUCCAAUUACUGCUGUACAACUCGAGUGGUCGUUGUGGACUAGAGUCCCGGAAGAAGAAAUUAUACCAACUUGUAGAGAGUUAGGUAUCGGGAUUGUUCCUUUUGGUCCUCUUGGAAGUGGAUUCUUUGCUUCCGGUCCCAAGGUGCUUGAGGGCUUGUCAGAAUCCGAUUUUAGAAAGUAUUUGCCAAGAUUACAAGGAGAGAAUCUUGAACACAACGAGAUCUUGUUUGAGCGGAUUCAUGAAAUUGCACAAAAGAAAGGUUGCACUCCGUCUCAAUUAGCAUUGGGUUGGGUUCUACACCAGGGAUCCGACGUGAGUCCCAUCCCUGGUACAACGAAGAUCCAUAAUUUGAACCAAAACAUUGGAGCUUUGUCUGUCAAACUCUCACCGGAGGACAUGGCUGAACUUGAAUCCAUUGCUUCGGUUGAUGCCUUCAAGGGUGGUAGAUUACCUCCAGCAAUCUUAGCUCAUUCAAACGUCGAGACCCCACCAUUGUCAUCCUGGAAAUAAUAGUGUGCUCCUUUGCAUACACAAAGCAUACUCACAUUUUUUAGAGUCGAUGACUGACUGAAUAAGUAUCAUAUCAAAUCCGUUCAUGACAUCUUAUAAGCCCUGGGAGUAUGUAGAAUUAGGGUCUUCGAUAAGUACGAAAAAAAUUCAAUA
Cynara cardunculus var. scolymus (artichoke) is the source of this 1192-nucleotide messenger RNA. Its product is annotated as auxin-induced protein PCNT115-like. The record is from RefSeq and is a predicted model, not a curated record. Bases 14 to 1039 code for a protein of 341 amino acids. The transcript has 5 exons. Lineage: Eukaryota; Viridiplantae; Streptophyta; Magnoliopsida; Asterales; Asteraceae. Gene Ontology annotation, cellular component: cytoplasm.